AUGAUUGAUGUUCCUAUGCUAAGCGAUGAUAAUCACCAAGAGUGGAAAGACGUUGUUCUCCUACACUUAGGGUUGUUAGAGAUGGAUUUUGCUAUUCACAAUAAAGAGCCUGCUCCUAUCACUAAUGAUAGCUCUGAGGCUGACAAGAAAUUUCAUUCACAAUGGAUUAGAUCUAAUCGGUUGUGUGUGUAUUUCAUUAAGACACGAAUCCCAAGAAGCAUUCGUGGGUCAAUUGACCAUUGUGAUAAAGUCGAACCCUUGUUCAAAGCUAUUGAUGACCAAUUUUCUACAUCCAAUAAAGCUUUGGCAAGUACUCUAAUCAUGAAGUUUGUUGGUCUUCGUCUUUCCACUAUUAAGGGCACGCGCAAACACAUCAUGCAAGUAAGGGAUAUUGCGGCUCAACUGAAUAAGUUGGACAUAAUUUUGCCAGAUACCUUUGUUGUGCACUUUGCACUUAACAGCCUCCCUCAACACUAUAGCCCUUUUAAGAUCUUCUAUAACACACAUAAGGACAAAUGGUCUAUCAAUGACUUGAUAACCAUGUGCACAAGAGGAACAGAGGCUUAUUGA
Messenger RNA from Ipomoea nil (Japanese morning glory), 570 nucleotides. RefSeq lists its product as uncharacterized. Bases 1 to 570 code for a protein of 189 amino acids. Lineage: Eukaryota; Viridiplantae; Streptophyta; Magnoliopsida; Solanales; Convolvulaceae. The record is from RefSeq and is a predicted model, not a curated record. The transcript has a single exon.